Perkinsus marinus ATCC 50983 is the source of this 412-nucleotide messenger RNA. Its product is annotated as 60S ribosomal protein L30, putative. Gene Ontology annotation, cellular component: cytosolic large ribosomal subunit. NCBI's taxonomy places the organism in Eukaryota, Perkinsozoa, Perkinsida, Perkinsidae. Gene Ontology annotation, molecular function: RNA binding; structural constituent of ribosome. The record is from RefSeq and is a predicted model, not a curated record. The coding region runs from base 40 to 366 and encodes 108 amino acids. The transcript is spliced from 4 exons.
AAGAAACCUUGCUGGAAGCACCCCUGAAGAAUCGUAAUUAUGGUGUCCAAGAAGCAGACUAAGGCUCAUGAGUCCGUUAACGCCGGCUUGCAGCUUGUUCUCAAAUCUGGCAAGUACACUAUUGGUUGGAGGUCUACUAUGAAGGCGAUCCGUUCCGGUAGCGCCAAGCUAGUCCUCGUCUCGAACAACUGCCCUGCUCUUCGUCGUUCCGAGAUCGAGUACUACGCCAUGCUCUCGAAGACUGGUGUCCAUCACUACGUCGGUGACAACAACGCCCUCGGUACCGCCUGCCGUAGGUUCUACCGCGUUUCCUGCAUGGCCGUCCUCGAUGCUGGUGACUCUGAUAUUCUCACCGCUCUGGAGUAAAGGAGGCCUCGAGGGAUGCCACUCUUAGCGGAGUUUCUUCGGGAUU